AUGGGUGCAGCUAUUGCAAAGGUAUUCCCAAGAACUCGUCAUCGUCUUUGUCUUUGGCAUAUUAAGAAGAAAUUUCCAGAAAAACUUUCCUAUAUAUAUCAUAAGAAUUCAAUAUUCAAACGUGAGUUGAAGAGAUGCAUAUGUGAGUCAUCUAGUGUGGAAAAAUUUGAGGAGGCUUGGAAGAGCCUAAUAUUGACUUAUGGCUUGGAGAGAAAUGAAUGGCUUGAAGGAUUAUAUAAUAUUCAAGAGUCAUGGGUACCGGUUUACAAUAGAAAUACUUUCUUUGCAGGAAUGAACACUACCCAAAGAAGUGAAAGCAUCAAUGCAUUCUUUGACUCUUUUGUUAACUCAAGAACUACAUUAAAGGAUUUUGCGGUCAAAUUUGCAAAGGCGGUGGACAGUUGUUAUAAGAAAGAAAGGAAGGAAGACUUUGAUUCAAGACAUAAAACACCUUCUUUGGUAAUUGGCUCAAAAAUAGAGCAUCAAGCUGCUUCUAUAUACACGAGAACCAUAUUUAAUAAGUUCCAAAAAGAAUUGGUGAGUAGUAAUCACUUUACAAAGGAAAAGGUUGAGAAAAAUGGAACUUUUUAUUGGUACAAAGUAACAAGUUCCUUUGAUCCAGAUGAUGCAUUUAUUGUGAAGCUGAACUUGGAAUCAAAAGUUUGUGAAUAUGACUACCAACUUUUUGAGUUUAUGGGAAUUGUUUACUUAGACCAUACCCUUAAGAAAGCUUUUGGAAUAGAAAAUGAACUGCUUGAAGAUAAGGAAGAUGAUGAAAUGGAUAUGCAUCACAAGAGUGGUGAAUCAGCUGACAUUGUUGAAGUAGAAGACUGCUCUGUCAUUGUUCCUUUAAAUAUAAAAGAUCCACAUGUAUCACAAACCAAAGGUCGAAAGAAAAGUACCGAGAAACAAGGUCCUGGUGGGAGAAUGAAAGGUGGGCUUGAAAUAUCCUUAGCUCAUGCAACGACAAAAAGACGACCUUGUCAAUUUUGUGGGGGUUAUGGUCAUAAUCGUCGUACUUGUAAACAAUUUAAUGGCGAAGGAAGUGAUUACCAAGAUGAAGAAAACAUUACAGAGGUUGAUGACAAUGAUGUUGAUGAUUUAGCAUAA
This is a messenger RNA of Quercus lobata, 1110 nucleotides long. Its product is annotated as protein FAR1-RELATED SEQUENCE 5-like. The transcript has 2 exons. NCBI's taxonomy places the organism in Eukaryota, Viridiplantae, Streptophyta, Magnoliopsida, Fagales, Fagaceae. The record is from RefSeq and is a predicted model, not a curated record. Gene Ontology annotation, biological process: regulation of DNA-templated transcription. The coding region runs from base 1 to 1110 and encodes 369 amino acids.